GUCCAUGUUGGGAACGAUGAGUUCAUUCACCUGCGGGUGUUCAGAAGCCUCCCUCACGAGAAGAAGCCACUGAGUCUCCACAGUUACCAGAGCAGCAAGGCUAAGCACGAUGAACUGACCUUUUUCUAG
This is a messenger RNA of Mesitornis unicolor (brown roatelo), 129 nucleotides long. Its product is annotated as cystatin-B-like. The annotation marks the transcript as partial. The record is from RefSeq and is a predicted model, not a curated record. The transcript has a single exon. NCBI's taxonomy places the organism in Eukaryota, Metazoa, Chordata, Aves, Mesitornithiformes, Mesitornithidae. Gene Ontology annotation, cellular component: cytosol. Gene Ontology annotation, molecular function: cysteine-type endopeptidase inhibitor activity.